Tauraco erythrolophus (red-crested turaco) is the source of this 12596-nucleotide messenger RNA. NCBI's taxonomy places the organism in Eukaryota, Metazoa, Chordata, Aves, Musophagiformes, Musophagidae. The record is from RefSeq and is a predicted model, not a curated record.
GGGAGGACAGGGUCGGAGGUAAAAAUCACCGGCGAGGGCCUGAGCUUGGAAGGGCAUGGAGGGGUACCGUGGUGCCGAGUGCGACAGGGCGUCUGAGACCUCAUCCUUCGUAGAGGAUGAAGAAGAAGAGGAAGAAGAGGAGGAGGAGGAGGAAGAAGAAGAGGAGGAGGAGGAGGAGGCUGUGGACCCAGAGGAAGCGGAGGAGCUGACUAACAGUUUAAAAGAUGUUAUCCAAAGUGGAGAUGUGAAACCCAAGCUACAGUACAUCAUGACUAACCCUUCCUUUUCUAUGGUAACAGUUCAAAGUGAAGACAGUGGGAUAACCUGGGAAACCAGCUCAAGCAGGUGUUCUACUCCCUGGGCCUCAGAAACUAGCACAACUUCUGAUCGUUACAGUAUGGAAAGUUCACCGGUAGGUUCUCCUCCAGGAAAAGUGAUCUUUAUUUUGGAUGAAGGUAAGAUUGUGCGGAAAAGGAAGCGCAAAUCUUCGAAUAGGCUGCCGAUGGCUGCAAGCCUGAAGGGAGGCCAGGGCAAUAAAAAACGUGACUCUUCUGGAAUGCAGAGGCAAGAAUCAAGAACUGUUCUAGGAGAUGUGCAGGCCUCCAUGUUGAACGUUGAACAGGUGGAAGCACAAGACACAGACGAGGAAAUGCUGGAUGACGAAGAAGAUCUAGAGAACAUCGCAGAAAUGCCAGUAAAACGUGCUCCCAUAAGAUCAAUAUUUAGAGAGAGCAGACUGAGAAAAGUAGGACCGAUCCUUGGAGGACCAGUACAAGCUAGAAUCCAGCUGUUCAACUCAAUUUUUGGAGGGACCGGGCCAGCCCCUGAAACAUUGGAGAAAACCAGAACGCAGAGAAGUAGCUCUGUUUCAGAUGCUGAACAGUUCCUUGAAAUGUCAGUAAAAGAAAGAUUGCAGCAGUUCAGUUCAUUUUCAGAAGCAACUCGUCCAAAACCUUUCCAGAGAGCAAGAAGUGUAACUCUUGAAACACCAUCGGAGAGAAGAAGGCAGCAACGACAACGCACAGCACAUACAAAUCAAAGCUAUUCUUCGUCAACAACACCUCUUGAAAAACAGCUUACUAAUAAAGAUGAUGUUUCAUCCAAAAAUACUAAACUCAUUAAAAUGAAAGAUCAAAUAAGCAGAUUUUCAAGCUUUGGUACAGAAACAACUCUUCAACACGAAGAAAGAAAAGAAAGACUGUCUCUUUCUGAGGCUCCAAAUAAGGUAUCGAGACAUUCACUGAAGUCCUGCCCUCCUGAAGAAGUUAGGAAGCAGGAAAGUUAUUCACCUGCAGCCAAGACAUCAAUAACAGAGCAAACAACUUCUAAUUCAUUAGAAUCUGAUGAUAAAUCAGAGAAACAAGUGCCGCUUCUCUCAGCUGAAAAUGCCAACAAGAAACCAGAUCAAUCCCUGCUGACAUCAUCAGAUCAUCUAGAUGAACCAAAGGUGCAGGAAAUUCAUCCUGAUUUUGCACAACAGUCUGUUUCAGCAGAUUUUGUUAAUGAAUUAGAUAGACAAAAUACCCAACCUAUUUUGCCUGCAGCAUCUGUGUCAGAACAUGCUGAGAAGGAAGUGCAGAAGUCAGCAGUUCAGUCUUACUUACCUAGUGCUCCACCAUCUAAAUCCAUAUAUUCCACUCCAUCUGAAACAAGACAGGAGGAUAUUGCUUCUCAGUCAUCAGAAACCACACAGUGUGAGUCUGAACACAUGCUUUUACCACAUUCUCUAGAUGAAACAGAGAAGCAAGAAACUGAGUGUCACUCAUCAACAGCACUUUCAGAAACUGAGCCUUCAGGUCUAUUGUAUUCUGCUGAAAAAAGAGAGGGUCAAAAGACCCCACCACCAGGAAGCCUAAAUGUUCCUUUAGAGGAGCAAACAAAGUUCAAACAAGACUUUUCCUUCUCCCUUCGGGAAACAGAGGAGCAGCAAAUUAAACUUCAUUCACCUAUUCCUGAAAAGAUAGAUUCUAAAUAUUUCGGCAUUUCAUAUCCUAUUCACACAGAAACAGAAGAAACUCAGAAAACUUCAGCUAUAAACAAAGCAAUAGAUUUGGAUCACCCUGGUUUUUCCAUUGAAGAAACCAAAGAAGCAGAAAGUGUGCAAAUGGAGAUAGAGCAUUCAGAUUUCUCAUAUUGCAGCAAAGACACUGGAGAAUCAGAGAGAACACAGAUGAAGACAGAGCAUCCAGACGUCUCUUUUUCCAGGAAAGAAACAGAGGAAUCAGAGAGUGUGGAAAUGGAGAUGGAGCAUCCAGACUUUUCUUUUUCCAGGGACAAAAUGGAGGAACCAGAGGGUGCACAACUGGAGAUAGAACAUCCAGAUUUCUCAUAUUCCAGGGAAGAAACAGAGGAAUCAGAGAGCGCAAAACUGGAGACAGAAUAUCCAGAAUUGCUUUUUUCCACAAAAGAAACAGAGGAAUUGGAGAGUGCCCAACUGGAGACAGAGCAGCCAGAUUUCUCACAUUCCAUGAAAGAAACAGAGGAAUUGGAGAGUGCAAAACUGGAGACAGAGCAUCCAGAAUUUUUUUCCAAGGAAGAAACAGAAGAAUCAGAGGGUGCACAGAUGGAGAUGGAGCAUCCAGACUUUUCUUUUUCCAGGCAAGAAGUGGAGGAAUCAGAAAGUACACAGGUGGAGACAGAGCACCCAGAUUUCUCAUAUUCCAGAGAAGAAAUGAUACAAUCAGAGAGUGCACAGUUGGAGAUGGUGCAUCCAGAGUUUUCUAUAUUCAAGGAAGAAGUGGAGAAAUCAGAAAGUGCACAGCUGGAGACAGAGCAUCCAGAUUUCUCACAUUCCAUGGAAGAAAGAGAGAAAUCAGAGAGGGCAAAACUGGUGAAAGAGCAUCCAGAUUUUUUUUCCAAGGAAGACACAGAAGAAUCAGAGAGUGCACAGCUGGAGAUGGUACAUCCAGACUUUUCUUUUUCCAGGCAAGAAAUGGAGGAAUCAGAAAGUGCACAGCUGGAGACAAAACAUACAGAUUUCUCAUAUUCCAGCAAAAAAACUGGAGAAUCAGAAAAUGUGCAACUGGAGAUAGAGCACUCAGAUUUCUCAUAUUCCAGAGAAGAAAUGGGAGAAUCAGAGAGUGCACAACUGGAGAUGGUGCCUCCAGAGUUUUCUAUAUCCAGGGAAGAAGUGGAGGAAUCAGAAAGUGCACAGCUGGAAAUGGAACAUCAGGAGAUUUUAUUUACCAGGGAAGAAACAGAAGAACAAAAAUCUAUUCAUUCUGAACUGGAACACCCUGAAGAUGCAGAGCGAGAAGAAACAGCACAGCUUGGACUGGUACCUUCAGAUUUAUCGUGUUUGAUGGAAGAAGCAGAGAAAAACACUACAGAACUCCAGUUGGUACACCCAGAUAUAUUUGAUUCCACUAGAAGAGCUGAGACACAGCAAACUGGGUAUCUGGAAACAGCACGUUCAGAUUUACCAUAUCGCACAAAUGAAACAAAGCAGCAAGAAUUAGUACAAGCAGAUUUGGACAAUUCUCUUACGUCAUAUUUGGGUGACAAAGGAGAACAACCGCAGCCUGUACAGCAGGACUCACAACCUGGAGAUAAGCUGUAUUCCCCUGCCAAGGCAGUGCCAGGAGUAACUACUCAACUGCAGUCAGAGCAUCCAGUUUUGUCAUAUUCUACUGGAAAAGAACAGCAACAUAAAACCUCACAGCUGAGGGCAGAACAGCCGGAGACAUUGCAUUCUACUGGCAAAACAGAACAACAUGAAAUACUUCAACCAAAGUUGGAACAAGCAGAUUCACCAUAUUCCCAGGGAGAAACAGCACAAGAAGCUGUACAAAGACACUUAGAUGGUACAGGGCCAUCAUAUUUCAUUAGUGAAGCAAAGCAACAUGAAAAUGUACAACGAGCUUCAGAAAACAGGGAUUUCUCAUUUACCACUGGAGAAAUAAUGCAAGAAGGAGUGGAGUCAGGAUCUUUGAGCUCCUCACAUUUGAUUGACAGAGCAAAGCUCUGGGAAAUGGCACAAACAGAGCCGGAGCAGUCACUUCCCUCCUCUUCCACUACUGGUAGUCAGCAACAGGAAUCAACACCUCUGGAUGUGACCCAUCCAGAUACAUCAUAUUCCUUUAGCAGAAUGGAACAACAAGAUACAGUACAAAGAGAGCUGAAACAGGAAGCAGCCCAACAAAAAGUUACGCAAAUGGAAAUGGAGUAUUCAGAUUUGUCAGAAAUCUGGGGGAAAGAAGAGCCACAGGUCACAGACCAAAUUAAUUUGUCACAGCAAGAAAUAGCUCAGCCAGAGUUUGUACAUCCAUCUAUGCCGUACUCUUUCAGUGAACAAAUGCAAGAAGAAAUGCAAACAGAGCCAGCAUAUCCAGAGCAGGCAUUUUAUGUAAGUACAAAAAUGCGGGAGGAAAUGGCACAACACAAAUCAGAGCAACCAUUUCUUUCAUGUGUUGCUGGCAAAACAAAGCAACAAGAAACAGUACAUCCAAAGCUGGAGCAAACAUUUUUGCCAUCUUCCAGUGGAAAAGAACCUCCACUGGAAAAGGAAAUGAGUUCAGAAUAUCCAGAAUUGUCAUAUUUCUUUCAUGAAGCUGAACAACAAAAAAAGUUGGAACAUCCAACCUUACCAUUUCGUUUGAAGCAGCAAGAAACUGCACCACUGGUGAUGGAACAUCCAGAUUUUUCACAUGACAGUGGUGAAGCAAAACCAGGCAACAUCACAGAGCGGGAGUCGGGACAUCCACAGCACUCAUACUCUGUGGGAGAAACACAACAACAAUCAGAACAUUUGGAUUCACCAGGAACCCUGGGAACCCUGGGUGAAGCAGCGCAAGAUGAAAGUAUGGAAGUGGAAUCUAAAUACUCAAGUUUGUUAUGUUCUGAUGGCCAAAGAAACCAGCAAGAAACUUCACAUUUGGAUUCAAAAUAUCCAGAUUUAUCAUUUUCCUUCGGUAAAGCCAAAGAACAAGCAAUUCAAGAGUUUGAGUCUGAACAUCAUGAAUUACCUAAAGCGGCCAGAAAAAGAGCUUUUCCAGCAACUGCACAAAUAGAGUCAAAACAUCCAGAUUUGACAUAUUCCCCUGGCAAAGAAAAUGAGCCGGAAAUUGCAACAUGGGAAAUGAAGCAUCCUUAUGUGUCACAUUCCAGUGAUGAGACAAUCCAACAAGAAGUAGUACUGUUGGAUCAGAAACACAGAAAAAUUUCUCUUGGCAGAGAAAAGCAGCAGCAAACCACAAAACAGCAGUUAAAGCAAGAAAAGUUACCACACACUCCUGGUAAAACAGAGCAAUUGAAACACGCCCAAGAGGACUCGGGUCAACCAGAUUUAUCGUUUUCCAUUGACCAGCCAGAAGAUGAAAUGGCCCCACCAGAGGCAGAGCACACUGAUGUGAUGUAUCCUCUGGACAAUGAAGAGGCGCAACAAAAAGUACAACAAGAAGGAGAGCAAACUUACCCCUUUGGAAAAGCAGAACAGAAAAUGGUUCAGCCAGAAGUGGAAAUUCCACCUUUGGCCCAUUCUGUGGGUACAGCAGAGGAAGAAAUGGCAGAACCAGGGCAGAGACAUCCUGACUUGCCUCAUUCUGUUUUCAAAGCAGGAGGACUGCAAACUGCUCAGCUGAAACCUGAACACCCUGGUCUAGCACAUUCUCUUGACAAAGUGCAGGAAACCACCCAGCUGAGGAUGGCACAGCCAGACGCAUUGGGUGAUCAUGACAAAACAGAGCAACUCCCACCUGCCCAGCUGGAGCUGGGCCACACAGACCUGGCAUCCCCCACCGAAAAAGUGAGGCAGCAAGGGAUGGAGCACACAGCCUUGGGACAUCCUGAUGAGGGACAGUCUGUCAGCAGAGCAGAGCACUCACAGGCUGCAAAAAAGAAACUAGGAGCUCCAGAUGCAUCAUCUCAUAGCAGAAAAGUGGAGCAAAGAGAAAUGGCAAAACCAGAGCCAGAGCAUCCUGAUUUGUCUUAUUCCAUUGAUAAAAGACAAACAGAAGAAACUACACAACUGGUGUUAGGAAAACCAGAUCUAUCGUUUUGGCCUGGCAAAACAGAGCGAGCACAAACUGCUCAAGAGGAGCAGUCAGGCUUCUUGGAUUCUUUCAAAAAUGCUGCACAAGGUGAGAAAGCGCAGCCAGAAUUGGGACAUUCACAGUUAUCUUAUUCUGUUAGUGAAGCUGAACAAGAAACUGCACUUGCAAAAUUUAACCAUUCAGAUUUAUCUGCUAGCAGAUUAGAACACUGUGAAAUCAUACAACCAGAGGCAGAAAGAAUGGAUUUAUCAUGUUCAGUUGGUGAAACACUGCAACCUCAAAUUGCUGAAGUGGAUUUGGAGUAUCCGGAUUUAUUGCAUUCCGCUGGCACAGUACAGCAACAAGAAAAGAUUCAAACAGAGCAGGAACAGCCAAGUGAUUUUUCAUCAUCUCUCAGCAAAGAAGAGCAAGGGGGAGGAGCAGGAUUGCAAGGGGAACUCCCUGACCUGCAGUGCUCUAUGGGGAAAGCAGAAGGACUGCAAAAUUCCCAAGAUUCCAAAGCAAAAUCAGAAUAUGCAGAUCUGUCAUUCUCUGUUGACACAGCAGAACCUCAGAAAGCAACACAGCCAGAGUUGAAAGAACACGAUUUGUUGCAUUCUUUUAUCAAAACAAAGCCAUCCUGGGCUGUCUCACUGAAGUCUGAACAUCCAGAUGUCUCGGAGGCCAUGGGCAAAGUACGAGGCCCUGAUUUGUCCUCUUCUGUUAGUGAAGAAAAACAAAGUGAACAACUGGAGGUCAAACAGAGGAGGGGAAGCUAUACAUUUCACCCAGAGGAAACAGUACGGCUGAAAUUGGAACAUCCAAUGUUUUCAAGUUCUCAUGGCACAACAGAGCAACCAAAUAGGGCCCCACUGAAAGGGGAAUUCCCAGACUUCUUGCAUUCCUCUGGCAAAAAUGAGCAACAAGAAAUGGCAAAACAAGAGUUGGAGCAUUCAAAUUUAUCAUAUUCUACAGAUAAAACACAGCAACAAGAAGCCACACAGCUCGGGUUAGAACAACCAGAUUUACCAUCUUUCCCUGGGAAGGCAGAGCAACCACAAACUGUUCAAGUGGAAGCAGAGCAUCAGGACUUGCCGCAUUUCACUGGCAAAAGAGAACAGCAACGAACAGCACAACCAGAGGUUGAGCAUCCAGGUUUGUUGUACUCCAGUGACAAAGUAGAGCAGCCAUCGGCAACACAACAGAAAUCAGAGCAGCUUGUAACACCCCAUCCCAUUGGAAAAACAGAGCAACAAGGAAUGGCGCAUCCAGAGCAGGAGCUUCUCAGUUCAUCAUAUUUCACUUGCAGAACACUGUCACAAGAAGCAACAGAAAUGGACUUAGGGCAACAAGAUUUAACAUAUGCCCUUGGUAAAGCAGAGGAAAUGCAAACUGUGCAAGGUGAACUGGAACAUUCAGGUUCAUUGUAUUCUCCUGGCAAAAUAGAACAAGAAAUGGUGUUGCCAGAGUUGCGACAUCCACAGCUAUCUUAUCCUGUUAGAGAAAUAGAAGAGGAAGCUACCCAUGAGAAAUCAAACUAUCCAGAUUUGUCAUAUUCUAUUGGUCAACAAGGACACCAUGAAAUUGAACAACCAGAGGAGAAAGAAAUGGAUUUAUCUUACCCAGCUGGCAAAUCAGAGCACUCACAACCUGUCCAAGAAGUACUGCAACAGCAAGAGCUUUCGGAGUCCUUCAGCAAACGAGAGGAGAAGGGAAUGGCUCAGCCUGGCUUUUUGCACUCCCUUGGUGAAGAAAAGCAGAAACAAGCUUCACAGUUAGACUUAGUACAACCAGGUUUAUCACAUUCACUUGGCAAAACAGAAGAAGAGGAAACUACACAAGCUGGGUUCAUGCCUUCUGAUUUUUCAUAUUCCACAGGAAGAGCAGAGCAGUUGCAACCAGAACAACCAAAAUCGAAACGUCCAGAUUUGUCAUAUUCUCCUGGUGAAGCAGAGACUCAUGGAAUGAAAUCACCAGGUUUAUUGUACUCUUAUGGCAAAGCAGAGCAACCACAGACUGCCCAGCUGGAGCAUCCAGAGACAUCAUAUUUCCCGGGUGAAAUAGAGUGGAGAGAUGGGACCCAACCUGAACUGGAGUGCAUUAAUUUGCAGUACUCUGUUGUUGAAACAGAGCAACCAGAAACACCUUCUGUAUCAUACACGUUUGGCAGGACCGAGGAGCAGGGAACUGCACAACCUGAUUUUGAACAAUCAGAUUUAUUAAGUCCUACUGACAAAGCAGAAAAGCAUGAAAUGACCUCGCUGAGAGCAGGACUUUCAGAGAAGCAAGACCCUGGGGCUACUUCAUCUCUAACUGCUCAGCUGGAAACUGAGCAACAAGAUUUAUCCGUUUCCAUCGAGGAAGCAGAGAGCCAGAAAAUUCAGCCGUAUUCAUCUCUUACUGAACUAACAGUGUCUGUACCUUCGAGUGUUUCCCAUUCUGUCUUUGAAACAAAACCAGAAGGAAGUCCAAAGCCUUCACCUGUAACUGGAGGUGUGUCGCCCAAGCACUUAGAUUCGUCUUACAGCCAUUGUAAAACAGAGCUGUCAGAAACUGCCCAGCCGGAGACAGGUUUCUUCUUUGCAAGAAAAGAAGCAGAGUCUACAAAAACUCAUCUACCUUUGCUGGUGAGUGCACAGUCAGAGGCUGAACAUGUAGUUUUACCUGAAACAGAGAGAGAACAGAGUCCACGUUACUUCCACACAGCUAUGCAAUUAGAAUCUGAGCAAUUAAAUUUAUCAUUUUCUACAGAUAAAGCAGAAACUCUAGAAAGUCAAGAUUAUUCAACUGUGCCUUCGAAACUGGAGUCUGAACCUUCAGUUCCAUUUUAUUCAGCUGGUGAAACAUGUCAGCAAGAAGUUCCACCUUACUCAAAACCAGCCUCUGAGUAUUUGGUUCCCACAUGGUCCUCCCUUGCUGAACAAGAAAAGCAAAGCAUACAGCCACUUAUUCCCCCAUCUGCACAAUCAGAGUGUAAACAUGUAAUCCCACCACAUGAUGAAAAAGAAUUGCAAAAAAUUCGGCUCUAUUCACCUAAAUCAGCAAGCUUGAAGACAGUCCAGUUGGAGAGUAUGUCUCCAACACACACACAAGACCAAGAUGAGCAAGAAUCUCAAGAGCGUUUGUCGGACACAAAAUAUUUGUCAUCAGAGCAGCUAAGUCCCCUCAAAUUCCCUAUUGAGCAGGAUAAGCAAGAAAUACAACCUGAUGUGCAGACAGUGCCAAGGUCAGUGACCACAGAGUCAAAGGUGACUGCUGUAGCAGACCGGCAAGGAGCGUCCUCAGAUGCGUUUGUACCUUUUCAGACUUUACCUGAAAAGUCAGUAUCAGUGCUUUUCACUGAUGAUGAAGAGAAACAAAAUAUUCCAUCAUCUUUUUCUGAUGUAGUAGGCAUGCUUGGAAAGCAACCUAGCAUAGUUUCAGGCAUUUAUCCUGAAGGAAAGGAUAGACAUGAAAUACAACCGUAUUUUGCAGACCAAAAGCACACAUCCUUAGAGCAUCUGGGAGCUGUUUCACCAGGUCUUGUUUACGAAACUGUGACACACAAAACUCAGCAUUACUCUAGUGAACAGGGCAGCCUUUCUUCAGCAGAGAUGAAGUCUGUUAGCUCUAGUUCUGAUGAAAAGCAGAAUCCAGAUAUUCCAUCUUUUGGGCUAUCUAGCUGGCUGGCAGAAGAGGUGAAAUCUCGGUCAAUUAGUCCAAGAGCUACAGAAGUAAACAGGCAAGGAAUUGAACUUUCUUCAAAUGAAGCUUCUGAUUUUGGAUUUGAAAAAAUCCCAUCUGGAAGUUGCACAGAACUUACAGUUCAUGAUACUACAAAGAAUAAAAGAGAUAUGUUGAGAGUUGCUGAUUCAGUGUCAAGUGAAAUUUCCCACAGAGUGUCCUUAGAAACUAGUCACAGAGUGCAAAGGUAUGAUUUACUACCUCUGGGACGAGAUAAUCCAGACAAAGUUCCAGAUCAUGAAACUGGUAGUGGAAACCCUAAAAAACUGGAAGCAAAGCAACAUCCAGAGGUAGACAAAGUGCCUGAAGUGCCUGAACAGUACCUGAGAGGACAAGAGGAAGAAAUGGAACGUGUGAGCACUGUAGAAGAAAGUCGGCAUGCUCCAGAGCCUACUGAACAAAAAGAUCUAUUUAAUAUAAUUUCAGAAGGUUAUGAAAUACUCAAUAUUCAUGCUCCUACACAUAUUUCUUCUGUAGAUCAAGAAGAAAGUAAACACAUGCCAGAUAAACUAGAAUACUUGGAAACAAAUCCUUCAUUUAAAAGAAAAUUAGCUGAAGAUGGCCAUAGAGCUUUAGCUUCUGGAACAACCACAGAAAUUUCAGAAAGCUCAGUGUUGGGAAAGCCUGCAAGCCAUGAACUGAAAGAACUGGCCAAAAAUGAUGAUGUUGAAGAAUCUGAAGAAGCACAAGAAGAAAAUUCCAUGUUGCCAGAAAACAAUAAUAAUACAGAGUUGGAUCCUGAUAAUGGUACGGCCGAUAUGGAUUAUUUUGAAAAAUAUACGUUGAUUGAUGACAAAUCCCCAAUUAAGCCACAUUUUGAAAGGCCUAGUUCAUUGUUUCCUGUGACAGAAGAACCCAAUGAACCUGCGGAAGAAGCCACAUCUUUUAAAGAAAGUGCUGAGGUAGGUACUUUGGAAGAGGAGUUUUCCUUACUUGAGGAUCUGGAUGAAGUCUUUUAUGGUACUGUGAAAGGAGAAAGCAAAACACAGUCCCAUGCAGAUGCCCCAAAACCUUUACCUCUGCAGAAAUCAAUUGAUAUUAGCAGUAAAAAGAUUACAAAUGUAGAAGAUGAUCAGAAGUCACCAGGGAGCCCACUCUUUGAUUCAGAAGAAGGAGUGCUAGAACGAUCUCUGUUGUUCCCUACCACCGUUGCUGCAGUUAAUCCAGAACUUCUAGAGGAACCACCUGCUCUGUCAUUUUUAUACAAGGACCUCUAUGCAGAAGCACUAGGAGAAAAGACAAAGGACGAGACUCCUUCUGAUGAGGAAAGUGGUAAUUCUAAUGCGUCUUUCACUAGUAGAAAUUCAGACACGGAUGAUGGAAUGGGAAUAUAUUUUGAAAAAUACAUUCUUAAAGAUGAAAUUCCAAGUAAGGCCAUAGGGCAUCAAAAGGAUCAGAUACCAGAGGAUGAGUCCUUUAGUGGAGGAAUUUCAUUUCAGAGUUCGGAGGACAAACACAAGCAGGGGUCUGGAGUUGUUCAACGUGUCAGAACUGAGGUUCUGCCAGAAAGGGGUGCUGUGGAGAAAGCCCAGUUUGACAGUGACAUUCAAGCAACAAUUUGUAAACCAAUGCAUGCCAUUCCUUUUGGAAGCCAAGUAAUUCUUUCAGGUGCAAGAAGUGAUACCACUGAACAAAGAGAAGAAGAAAAUGUACCUGUAGAAACAACUGAGGAGUUGCCGGAGCAAUCAAGUCAUCAAGUAUCUAGUCAACCAGCGGAUUAUCAGGGAGCUGCGUAUCAAGAAGCUAGUAAUAAGCAGGAAGAACAGCAUGAAAUAAUAGCAGUUCCUGAAAUCGAAAAAUACGUCCCAUAUGUCCGAACUCCUGUUGAAGACAGUGAAGAUGAUCAGGAGAAUCUUUCUUAUGUCCCUACCAUUCAGCAAACGGAGAAGCCAGACGUUCAAAGAGAGGAACGGCACCCUGAUGUUUAUGAAGAUCUCGCUGAGUCAAUGGACUAUGAUGUGAUUACACAAGAAGAACUUUUGCAAGAUGAAAUAUCAUCUCAAUUCACACAUGAGGAGCUAUUAUUUGAAGACAGGGACUCUUUUGAGCAUGUUGGUGAUAGUUAUGAAUUUGUUAAUGAGCCAGACCAAAGAACACCUGUUGAGCUUGAAGAUUCAGGCUUUGUGGUGAUGUAUCCUGAAAAAUCAGCAACAAACAGUCCUCAAGUUGAGAGCCCACAGAGAGAACUGAAGAAAGCGCAAGCAGACACAUAUUGUUACCACUGCAAAUGCCCCAUAUCUGCUAUUGACAAGCUUUUUGGAGACCAUAAAGACCAUGAAGUCACAGCACUAGGUGAUGCUGCAACCAAGAUGAAGGAUCGCUUAGGUGAAUUGCUAAUAGCACUGGAAGAAAAGUCAAUGAAGAUUGAAGCAUUUGUGAGUGAUAUUGAAUCGCUAUUUAACUCUGUUGAGGAAAACUGUAAGAAAAAUGCAGAGUUAUUGGAAAAGCAAAAUGAAGAGAUGCUUAAGAAAGUGGUAGCACAAUAUGAUGAGAAAUCAGAGAACUUUGAGGAAGUGAAGAAGAUGAAAAUGGAGUACCUGUAUGAGCAGAUGGUUAACUUCCAGCAAACUGUUGAUUCAGCAAAGGAAACUUUGGAGACAACAGUAAAAGAAUUGGAAGAACUCGAUGGAUUUGUUUUCCUAAAUUCAUCUAAAGAAUUGAAUAAAAGGUUACUUUCUGCGAUGGAUACUACUCUCUCUUUAGAAAAGGUGCCCAGUGCUUUUUCACUGUUUGAGCACUAUGCGGACAGUCCAGGACAAAGCAACCAGCACUCCUUAAAACACGUGGCUGUCCCAUGGGUGCAACCGUUCUUUCCUCCGGGGCUGCCACCUGCUGGCAAGGUUAUCCAGGAAGUCAUCCAGGAAGUCAUCCAGGAAGACUCAGGCUGUGUCACUAGAAGAGCGG